Molecule: messenger RNA, 318 nt
Organism: Rangifer tarandus platyrhynchus (Svalbard reindeer)
Lineage: Eukaryota; Metazoa; Chordata; Mammalia; Artiodactyla; Cervidae
Source: the annotation of a GenBank genome assembly
AUGCACAGCGGCGCCUCCUCGCUUAUCCGGAGGUCAAACAUCCUUCUGCCUCGGGCAUCCGGAUCGGCGCCGGACCCGGAAGUGAACGCUUGGGGAAAAAAAAAAAUAAAUAAAAAAGGGAAGCGUCUCUCCAGCGGCGGCCGCCCCUUGAGCUGCCCGCAUCAGCGAAAAGAGCCGAGUACAGCCGAAGGUUACACCGACUUGCUCAGAUUGGUCGGCUUGCCGACCGGAAGAAAAGCAGCUUGUUCAUUGGCUGGAAAGGCCUAUAAAAGCCAAGCCACGCCUCCCUCCCCACCUCCGCACCCGUGGUGCGUGUAG